AUGCAAUUUCUCGUGGUGAUUACGAGCUUGGCUGCCCUGGCACGCGCCCAGCUCCUGGGAAUACCGACAGUGCCGUUCAACAUCUCCUCUGAACGGACAUUCGACUUGAGCAAGGUCCACACCGUCGUCGUCGACCUUGCCCACUCGUCUGCCCGCGAUGAAGAUGGCCUCACCUUGAUUCCUGCCACCCUGUGGGAGUUUGCAGAGACGUUUCGAGAUGAUCUGGCCGGCAUUGGCAUCGACACCGUCUUGCUUCCCGGAUCCAAGGCCAUUGCAGAUUCCAUCUAUCUCACGCUGGACCACGACAAGUCACAAUUUGUCAACGCUGCGGGGAACAUGACUUCUGAGGGCUACCGCCUCUCCGUGACUUCUUCAGGAGUUACUGUCAGCGGUGCCAGCCCCCUUGGAGCCUGGUGGGGGACCCGAACAGUCUUGCAGCAAGCGUUGAUCAACGGCAAGAAGCUCAAGCUGGGAACGGGCGUCGACUCUCCCGGAUGGUCAGAGAGAGGCAUGAUGCUCGAUGUUGGCCGCCACUAUUACCCAGCCGACUUUCUCGCAGAAAUGUGCUCCUACCUCUCGUUUUUCAAGCAGAACGUCUUCCAUCUUCACCUCAGCGACCACGUCUGGGAUCCCGCCAAGCUCGGCUCUCACGAACUCGCUCUCCAGCUCUACGCGGCGUUCCGAGUCGAUUCCACCGACCCAGCAGUUGCUGGCCUCGCCCGCCCCGUCAACGAGACAUACAGCCCGUCCGAUUUCGAUACGCUGCAGCAAAAGUGUGCUCAGCGUGGCGUGACCAUCUUGCCCGAGCUCGAAUCGCCGGGGCACUCGAUGGCGACAACUGACUGGAGGCCCGAGAUUGCGCUCUCGGACUUUAGCAUGCUCAACCUGAGCCAUCCGGAGACGCUUCCCACAGUCAAGUCGUACUGGAAGGCCGUCAUCAACAACUUCCACUCCAAGAUUGUCCACAUCGGGGCAGACGAGUACGACAGCAACUACAUCAACGAGUACAGCACGUUCGUCAACGACAUGAGCGCCUACAUCCAGUCCAUCUCUGGGAAGAGCACUCGCAUCUGGGGCACGUUCCCACCCUCGUCUGCCCCUGGCUCCGUCAACGUGGACAAGGACGUGACGAUCCAGCAUUGGCAGAUUGGCCAAGACAACGGCCUCUUCGACUUUAUCGACAACGGAUACAACAUUGUCAACAGCGAUGACUACUUUUACCUCGAUGUCAAGUAUUCUGACGGCAACGUCUAUCCCAAGGAGCUCGAUAUCCAGCGCGUAUUUCACGGCAGCCCGGACGGCAGUGCUUUUGCACCCAACAUCCUCGACAACGCCAACGCGACGAACAAUCCCCCUCGAGACAGCCCUAACGUGCUUGGCCAUCUAGCUGUGGUAUGGAACGACUGGGGCCCCAAUGCCAGCACCUACCACGAGGCGUACUACAUGGUCCGUAACGGCCUGCCGGCUCUGGCCGACAAGCAAUGGGGCGGCUCGCUGCAGGAGAAGGACUAUGCCGGUCUAUUCGCGACUCUGCAGCCAGCCGUGCCGGGUCAAAACCUCGACCAGCGAAUCCCUUCCAAGGGCUCGACCAUUGUAACUUACAAUUUCGCCCAGGGUGGUCUCUCGUCGGCGCUUGCUGUCUUUGAUGGUUCUGGAAAUAACUAUCACGGGCAUCUCGAAGACGGAGCCUAUGUGAGCGGCGGCGCUCUCCAGCUCAACGGCCGCGGAGCCUGUCUCAAGACUCCUUUGACAAGCAAGGGACGCAACUACACGCUUUCCUUCUCUGUGCUGCCCAAGGCUCACGGCGGUGCGCUCUUCUCCGGCCCGGACAGCAGCUUUCUCAACGGCAACGGCACGUCAACCAACCUCAUGCUCGUCUCUCACAACAUUGCCUAUCCGGUCAACCUGACCUUGCCGCUGAACAAGUGGAGCGACGUCACGGUCCAGGGCAUCGGUCCUCAGACGUUCAUCUCGGUGGGCGAGCAGCGCCAGGAGGUGAUGAUUCUGAUGGGUAUCUGGGGAGGAUACAUGCAGGAGGGACCGAUGGCGAUUGAAGCGCCGAUUCAGACGAUUGGACAGGGUUUGAAUGGACAGAUGAAGAAUAUUAAGCUUUCCAGCGAUGUAUAA
Messenger RNA from Trichoderma citrinoviride, 2127 nucleotides. Its product is annotated as glycoside hydrolase family 20 protein. The record is from RefSeq and is a predicted model, not a curated record. Lineage: Eukaryota; Fungi; Ascomycota; Sordariomycetes; Hypocreales; Hypocreaceae. The coding region runs from base 1 to 2127 and encodes 708 amino acids. Gene Ontology annotation, biological process: carbohydrate metabolic process. Gene Ontology annotation, molecular function: beta-N-acetylhexosaminidase activity. The transcript has 3 exons.